Hippoglossus stenolepis (Pacific halibut) is the source of this 2431-nucleotide messenger RNA. It is a transcript of the gene ccdc181, whose product is annotated as coiled-coil domain containing 181. Lineage: Eukaryota; Metazoa; Chordata; Actinopteri; Pleuronectiformes; Pleuronectidae. Gene Ontology annotation, molecular function: microtubule binding. The record is from RefSeq and is a predicted model, not a curated record. The transcript has 6 exons. The coding region runs from base 280 to 1845 and encodes 521 amino acids.
AAGCGUGUUGUCGGUCUCCAUGACGACGGCUCCAUUAAAAGCUGUCAGGGCUGCGGGGGGAGCAGCAGCGGAUUAUGUGCUCAGGUGUUGUCCCGCACUCUGUCACGCUCCGUGUGGCCCACAUAGAUGGAGAACUAGUCCCCAAACCAACCCGGCUGGAGGUCCUCUCUCUCCGGCUUCAGGUAGUCAGGAGCGCCGCUACGCAGGGACCAGCUGGUGGUCCAGCAGAUGGUGUGGCAACAAACAGUCCUUCAGAUGUGUCUCUGAUCUUGUCCCAGUAUGAGUGAGGUGGUUUGUAAGUCCCAGGAGGAGUAUGAGGACGACUUUGAGAAGGAUCUGGACUGGCUGAUCAGUGAGGGGCAGGGUCCUGACAUUGAUGCUCCUGACAUUGAGGACGAAAUUGACAAAGAGCUGGAGGAGGAUGAGAAACGGCAACGAAGGAAACGGAAGGAGAAGAAAGGCAACAAGACAGAGGCGGUGGAAGAGGAUGAAGAUAGGUGGCCCUCACCUAUGGAGCCCUUAGAGUACGACUCCGACAGAGACAGCCCCAAUAAGUCAUCACCUGUAGUCCCACCCCCCCCAGGGACGGAUGAGCAGACGGACGAGGAGAAGAAGUACAUCCUGGAGAAGAUCCAGCAGGCAAACCGAGAGCUGCAGGACCAAGAAGCACCAGAUAUUACGAGGCGCAGGCGAUUGCAUUUCAAAGAGACGCUGGUGGACCUGGUGGUGCCUCCGCUGCAGUUUGACAAAAAUGGCAAAAGUGGUGAGGUGGAAGGAGGGAAGGAGAACAAGGAUAGGAAGGAUGCAGAGGCGGCGACUGUGUCAGGGAAGUUGUCUGAGCUAAAACUUUCCCCCCGGGAGGAGAAUGUAAGGUCUGGAGGACCUGGCCGGGCUGUGGAGAUCAGUGAUGGAGGGCAGGGGAUGAGGGAGGGCAGAGUCCUUGUAGAAAAAGAUGGGAAGUUUGACCUGGUCAGCUUGAAAGAGAUGGAGAGUCAAGGGCUUCUCCCUCCCAUCACAAGCAACUACAGCGACUAUUCACGUACUUCCCCACGCCUCCAGGAGCAGACUGUGAGCUCCAGGAAGACCCACAGCUCCGCCUCGUCCUCCUCUCCUCGCUCUCGUUCUGGCUCUUCCCCCUUCAAGAAUGGCUUCGAUCCCCUCCGGGCCCCGAGACCUCCAGUGCAGCCCAGGAGCAGGCCCAGCUCAGCCAACCACAGCCACAGAGGCAGCCAGAGGAGAGGCAUCAAGCGGCGGGUGCAGUCGGCCACUGGGACACCUUGCCAGGCCACAUACACCCUGUCCCCCCAGCAGAAGGAGCUGCUGCACAGGAUCCAGGAGAGGAAGGAGACGCUGGCCAGAGAGGCAGAGCAGAGGAAACGUGAGGAAGAGGAGGUGAAGAGGCAGGAGAACGAGCUGGCGUUCAAAGCCUGGUUACUGAGGAAAAGAGAGCAGCUCCAGGAGGAGAGAAGGAUCCUCCGAGCUCAGGAGAUGGAGAAGACAAAUUCUAAGAAGGACUCCUCACAGGGCGACUCGGAGGAGGCGUUCAAGCUGUGGCUGCAGAGGAAGCAGGAGCAGCAGCAGAAAGAGAAGCAGCUGGUGGAGCUGAAGAAGCUGGAGGAGGACGAUGGUUACCUCCUUCACAGCCGAGAGGAGUGUGAACGUGCCUUUAAACUGUGGGUGAAGCGAAAGCGGGUGGAGAAGCGGGUGGAGCAGCAGGCAGCUCGGGAGCACUCUCGCAGGCUGGUGCUGGAGGGGCGGCGAGCACGACGCAUGCGGGACCUGCAGUGCACCGUCAACGAAUCCAAGUCGUUCAGAUUCACAGAGCAGCUGGUUCACCACUUCUGACCCAAACGCACCUGAACAAGUUGGAUUCACACGUCCUCACAUACAAGUGGAGUCAACUCUGUUCAUACAGUAAUUCACCACAGACUGAACAGCACAAGACCUGGUGUGGGUCAUGAGACAUUAUUGUGUGUUAAGUUGUUGCUUGGGUUUGGUUUGAUUUUUUUUCUGUUUGACGUUAAAGCACAUUUCUUUAAAUAAGUUUACGGCAGUGACCUCGACUCAGUGUGUGUAUAAAUCAUCCAGGUGAGAUAAAUUGAGGGUUGUUUCCUCUAUUUACAGGCAGAUGCACUUUACUUUAUCUACACUGCAAUUCUGUGCAUUAAAUACAAGGACAUAACCAGUUGUUAGGCUCCUGCAGGCCUCUUAUUAGUGUUUGGUUACACACAGGGACUAUUACAGGAUACUUUAAUGUAAGCGGUUAUUUUGAUGAACGGUAAAGGAAUGAAAUCUUUAUCUGUAUGAAGAAAGUAGUAAAUUUGCCUGACGUUCAAUGUCAUGAAACAGACAUUUUUGGUUAUAACAAGACAAAAUUAUGUUAAAUUUUAUGCAGAAAAAUAACAUGAAUAAAUAAAACCAUUAUACACAA